Melitaea cinxia (Glanville fritillary) is the source of this 790-nucleotide messenger RNA. RefSeq lists its product as uncharacterized. Lineage: Eukaryota; Metazoa; Arthropoda; Insecta; Lepidoptera; Nymphalidae. Gene Ontology annotation, molecular function: nucleic acid binding. The record is from RefSeq and is a predicted model, not a curated record. The transcript has a single exon. Bases 92 to 574 code for a protein of 160 amino acids.
AAUAGUGCAUGCUGGAGGAGAAAACGGUUUCGUGCCCAACGCAAGGUUGAUUUUCAAGUCACAGACAAAGUCAGGUGAUUAUCACGAUGAUAUGAACCAAACCAAUUUUAUGAAGUGGUUGAAAGAGAAACUUGUACCUAAUCUCCCUCCGCAAAGUUUAGUAGUAAUGGAUAACGCGCCGUAUCAUAGCGUCAAAACUAACAAGUCGCCAACAAUGGCAAAUAGUAAAGCGGAACUGAAACAGUGGAUUACCAGUAGGGGACUUGCGUAUUUGCCAAACAUGCUUAAAGUCGAACUUUAUGAAAUCAUUAAAGAGCACAAAGAAGAACCUAUUUAUGGAGUGGAUUCAUACUUAACAUUGCAUGGUCACAAAUCGUUAAGGUUACCGCCUUACCAAUGCGAUCUUAACCCAAUCGAAAUGAUUUGGAGUGUCAUGAAGAAACGGGUGGCCGAAAAAAAUGUGGGGCGAGAAUCAAAAAAUUUUGUUCACCUGACGGAAGAAGCUUUUGAUGGUAUCACACCUGACAUAUGGAAGAAAGAAUGUGAUCACGUCAGACGUAUCGAAGAAAAAUAGUAUGCCAAUGAUUUGAAAUUGGAUAAAGAAAUGGAUAAUUUCAUUAUUGAAGUAAAAGACAGUGAAACUUCUUCAGACAGUGAUUGCGAUAGCAUAAUUUCAGGUGUUAAUCCUAUAGAAAUGGACCAUUCUUAUAAUAAAUAAAUAAAUUCCAUGUUUUCUUACUAACAUAUAAUACUGGCUAAAUUACAUUCAAUAAAAAUCAUUGUUGUUUUA